AUGACGCCUAGAAUGGUGUACAAGUGGUAUACCGUUGUUUAUAAUGUUUCGUUCUUCGUGGGCCUUUUAGGCUACGGUACGAUUUUAUUCGUAUUUUUUGGCUUUGCUGCGCUGUUCUCGGCUGGUCCAGGAUUGAUGCAGGCAGGCAUCUUACUGUUGAGCUAUGGUCUCUAUUUCGGUGUGCUUAGUAGAGAUUUUGUUGAAAUUUGCUCGGACCGCAUGGCAUCCACUAUUGGCUAUUUCUCAAAGGAUGGACUCCCGAGCAAGCAUUUGAGCGAGAACAUUUGUGCUGUGUGUGGACAAGCAACCUCUUCCACAACAGGCACUUUAACCGAAGCACCACAACGUGCCAUGUUCGAAGAUGAUGCCGUCCAUCAACUUGCUUGCAAACACGUAUUUCACGAGAAAUGUAUUCGUGGAUGGUGUCUGAUUGGCAAAAAAGAUAUUUGCCCCUAUUGCAAAGAGAAAGUGGAUCUGAAGCAAUUCAAGAAGAAUCCAUGGGAUACACAGCAACAGUUAUAUCUAAAUAUUCUUGACGGCGUCCGUUAUCUGGUGGUGUGGCAACCUGUAAGUUGUUAUGGCAGGAAAGUUCAGGCACAUCUUUCUAAUCAUUUUCCGGUUGACAGAUUAUUUUUGGUGCCGUUCAACUUUCAUAUUACAUCUUUGGCUUAG
Molecule: messenger RNA, 672 nt
Organism: Radiomyces spectabilis
Lineage: Eukaryota; Fungi; Mucoromycota; Mucoromycetes; Mucorales; Radiomycetaceae
Exons: 4
Coding region: 1-672 (223 amino acids)
Cellular component (GO): endoplasmic reticulum membrane; Golgi membrane
Molecular function (GO): metal ion binding; ubiquitin protein ligase activity
Source: RefSeq, a predicted model, not a curated record